Messenger RNA from Cynara cardunculus var. scolymus (artichoke), 1567 nucleotides. RefSeq lists its product as uncharacterized. Gene Ontology annotation, cellular component: nucleus. Gene Ontology annotation, biological process: DNA damage response; protein polyubiquitination. The coding region runs from base 1 to 1440 and encodes 479 amino acids. NCBI's taxonomy places the organism in Eukaryota, Viridiplantae, Streptophyta, Magnoliopsida, Asterales, Asteraceae. Gene Ontology annotation, molecular function: ubiquitin conjugating enzyme activity. The record is from RefSeq and is a predicted model, not a curated record. The transcript has 6 exons.
AUGGCUCAAGCCGCAAGACUCAAUCUCCGAAUGCAAAAAGAACUUAAACUCCUCAUCACCGAUCCACCUCCCGGCGCUUCUUUCCCUACCCUCUCUCCUACCUCCGAUCUUUCUUCCUUCUCACUCACCGCCAUUGAUGCCCAGAUCGAGGGUCCUGAAGGCACUGUUUAUGAAAAGGGGGUUUUUAAGAUAAAGGUUCAGAUACCCGAAAGGUACCCUUUUCAGCCACCGAUUGUAACAUUUAGCACUCCUAUAUAUCAUCCAAAUAUUGAUACAGGAGGGCGAAUCUGUCUCGAUAUUCUUAACCUCCCUCCAAAGGGUGCAUGGCAGCCAUCUUUAAACAUUUCAACUGUUCUAACGAGCAUUGGGUUGUUAUUGAGUGAACCCAACCCUGAUGAUGGUCUAAUGUGUGAAGCGAGUAGGGAGUAUAAAUACAACAAACAAGUCUUUGACCAGAAGGCGCGAUCUAUGACUGAAAAACAUGCCCGGUCAGAAGCAAGUCCAAAUCAUGCUGGGCUUCAGGUUCUUACAGAUUCAAGCAUGACAGAAGAUAAACCAACCGAACUAGCGAAGAUUGAUACACACGAGUAUGCUGUUGAUCUUAAAAAGCUUUCCGGGACCAAUCGAAAACUGUCAUUGGAUGCUUCUGGAUCAAACACGAAGGAGGUUGACACGAGGAUGAACGAGGCACCUUCGAACACCAUCCAUGGCCAGUCGCAAAUUCAAGAACGAAAACAAGAUUCAAAAGACACGCAAUUCAAGUAUGUAAUGAACCCUCAAAGCAUCCCUCUAAUAUCUUCUACCAACCACUAUGAUCAAUUUCCCGAUCAGCCACUCGAUCAUCAUCAGGAUCACAAACCAACAGUUGUUAGCUCAACAAAACUCUGCCUUUCUGGCAAGAAUACACAAGCUGAAAUCUUGGCUUCCAUCAAAAGAACUGAUGACCCGAUUUCUUCUGUGCUUUCUGCACAUAAUGAUCUAAAGAUUCAAAAGGAAGCCACUGAUAGAAGUUGCUUGAGUAACCCCAAGCGAAAGAAGCUAGGUUUGACGGGUAAAAAACCAUCUUUCGGGUUCUCAAGCGUAGCCCCGAAUAGAGAAAAUGACAAGAAGUGGAACAUGGGUUCGGGAGGAAGUAAAGGCAAACUCGGGGAAAAGGGUAUGAAUACAAAUCCUACAAAACUACCACGAAAACCACUUCAAGUACUCGAAGAAAAGCACACACAUGACUUGAAUUUGACAGCAGAUGCCGAAAUUCUACGUAAAAGUGGUUUAAAACAUGAUGGUGAAAGAUCGGAUGACGGGAUUUUGGAAGAAAAAGAAGGAUUGUGUGAUUCCGAGGGAGUGAUUGUGUUGGAUAGCGAAGAUAGUGAGGAGGAAACAUCGGGCAGCUUGAAUUCUAGACGUUUGAUUGCACGCAAACGUUUGUUGGGAAAACGUUAGGAUUUUGCCAAUCUUGUGUUUUGAACAGUUUGAUGUUUCAUGAAUCUGUAAAUCUGCUGUUAUUCUUCUAUGAAAGAAUGGUGGUUUUGUUUUUAUGAUACUUCUUGUUAAGAAAUCUGUUAUGUUA